Messenger RNA from Petromyzon marinus (sea lamprey), 4433 nucleotides. RefSeq names its product acyl-CoA thioesterase 11 (gene ACOT11). Gene Ontology annotation, biological process: acyl-CoA metabolic process. Gene Ontology annotation, cellular component: cytosol; cytoplasm. The record is from RefSeq and is a predicted model, not a curated record. Gene Ontology annotation, molecular function: long-chain fatty acyl-CoA hydrolase activity; lipid binding. Lineage: Eukaryota; Metazoa; Chordata; Hyperoartia; Petromyzontiformes; Petromyzontidae.
AAACUUUCCACGGCGCCCGGAGCCAAGCAACCACGAGGACCUCCCGCUUUUGGCAGCACCUCGGCUCACCCGCCGAUACAAACUGAAGCUGCUCGCGGGUGAACCGUAGAAGCACCGGAGCAGUCGACGGAACAGCUGCUGGCUGCCGUGUCUCUCUCCGCGCGCGUGCGUGCGGCUUGUUCCACGUGCUUAGCUCGUUUGCGUGCUCCGUGGUUGUGCAAGCAGCUGAUCCGCUGCGUUUAUCAAGCGGUGGGCUUGGCUUGAGGUUUUCAUAUUUACGCUUUGGCUGCUGCGAGCAGUUUCAGUUUGUAUCGGGAGGCAGCGGGGAGCCAGCUGCUCUCUCCCUCUCUAUAUAUAAGGAGACGUUUGCCUCUGAUUUAGUUGUUUCCUCCGCGACAAUUGACGUCAGUCUGUGGAGCAUUUUCAUAAUUCUCUUAAGAAAGGUGCAAGCCAAGAUUUCGGCCGGACUUCAAAGCGGCGUCUUCAAAAUAAAACAAGCCUCCAAGGAAAACGUCCACGUUGGAAUACGAAGUCGGCACUGCUGGUAGCUUGGCUCAAGUUAUUCUAUCUUUCGGUUUUAAUUUAUUUAUUUGUUAAACAAAUCUUCAAACCCGUGUUGGACAGCCGGGGACCCACAACCCAGAAUGUCGUCCCACCCCGGAGCACCGACUCCCAUGGAGAACGGAGCGGACGCCGUGGGGGUUACGCCUGGCACGCGGGACGGGGAGACGGAGGUUCUGGGCGAAGCGGAGGACUGCAAGAACCCCACGGAGGUGGAAAUGACCCAGCUGGUCAUGCCGUGUCACGCCAACCACCUCGGGGAACUGAGCACGGGUCAGAUGCUCAAGUGGAUGGACGUCACUGCCUGUUUAUCUGCGGAGAGGCAUGCGGGCCUGCUGUGCGUAACGGCCUCCAUGGAUGACUUUCAAGUAGAGGAAGCCAUAAAGAAUACUAACCAGGCAGGGGGAGCAGUGAAGCACGGAGUUGGCCAGGCGGUGUACAUCAAGGCCCAGGUGAACCGGGCGUUUAACACCAGCAUGGAGGUGGGGAUUGAUGUUCGCGUUGAGGAUCUGUCAACCGGCAACCAGAAGCUGGUGUGCAUGGCCCACUCGACGUUCGUGGCUCGAUCGCUGAGUGGCGAGAAGGUGCAGCUGCAGGCGCUGAUACCGCGCACGAGCGAGGAGAGGCUGCAGCACACGCUGGCGGCGGAGCGGCGCCGCAUGCGGCUGGCCCACGCCGACACCAUUCUCGAGCUGGUGCACGGCUGCUCCUUUCAGGACGUGACGCUGGGGCCGAACGUCGACUACGGGAAGGAGCUGGUGCCCGCGGAACGUACGCGGGUGCACAGCGUGGAGCUGGUGCUGCCCCCUCACGCCAACCACCAGGGCAACACCUUCGGCGGGCAAAUCAUGGCGUGGAUGGAGGCCGUCGCCACCAUUUCCGCCAGUCGCCUGUGCCGUGCCCACGCCACCCUCCGGGACAUCGACAUGUUCCAGUUCCGUGGGCCGUCGCAGGUCGGCGAUCGCCUCACCCUCAAGUCCAUCGUCAACAACGCCUUCCGCAAGAGCAUGGAGGUGGGGGUCUGUGUGGAGGCGUACCGCCAGGGAGACUGCAGCCCCGCGUCCCUGCGCCACAUCAACAGCGCGUUCAUGACGUUCGUCGUGCUGGACGACAACGGCGAUCCGCGCACGCUCCCACGCAUCAAGCCCUACGCCGGGGACGGUGAGCGGCGCUACAGAGAGGCCAUCGCCCGCAAGAAGAUUCGUCUUGACAGGAAGUACAUCUUGUCGUGCAAGCAGAAUGAAGUGCCGCUGUCUGUUCCCUGGGACCCCAGUAACCAGGUCUACUUGAGCUUCAACAACGUCUUGGCUCUCACGCUAUUGGCCAGCCGAGGGGCAUGGGAGCUCGUUUCCGUCCAGAAUGGGAUCAAGCUGUACAGCUGCGAGGAGGGCGGUCUGCUGUCGUUCCGUAUCGAGAUGCGUGCCUGCGUCUCUGCUGAGCAGGCCUUCCUCCUGCUCUCUGAUCUGCAGCACCGCGCCGCCUGGGACAAGCACUACCAGAAAUGCAGUCUGAUCCAGGCGGCGGAUGAAGAUGAUGCCAUCUACAGCGUGGAGAGUCUGGCCAUCCGCAAGGGCCUCAGGCCCCAGGACUUCGUGGUGCUCAUGUCGCGCCGUCGGCCCUGCCAGUCCAGCAGAGACCCGUACGUGAUCGCCUUCCGCUCCGUCACCCUCCCGGCGGCGCCGCCGUCCCCGGACUUCACGCGGAGCGAGGUGCUGUGCGCCGGCUUCAUCGUGCAGCAGCUCAACAGCAGCGAGACUCGGAUUUCUUAUUACAACCAAGCCACACCGGCUGUGCUGCCGUACAUUUCCAAGGACAUCGCGGGCCUCUCGGUUGAGUCCCAUGCACUUUUCCUGGCCUGCAAAACCUUCCUGGAGAACAACUCCAAACUGUGAUCGGCGUGCGUCUGUCCGGGUCGGGGCGUGUGUGGGGCACGGCGUUUUUUUAAGCCCCCGACUCCCAGCACCUCGCAGACACAGAAGUCACGACUCCACGGAGAGAGGACUUGUCGCUGGUCUUUGCCCAAUGAUGGCGACGGUGGGUGUUUUCAAACGUGGUUUGUGUCAAUAGAAUCGAGGAAGUAAUUGCAGCCGGAAGCUGCCGUGGCACGGACUACUUAAGACCGGAUCCUUCCACAACUCGUGGAAUGUGAUGCAGACAAAUGCACGGUGCAAUUUUUUUGAUGAACGUCAUGCAGUUUGAGACAAGGGGAGUUUGGUGCCUCCAGUUCAUAUUUGCAACGAGUUCCACCUGCGGAUUUUUUGUAAUUGUUAGUGAUGCGUGCUGGUGAGUAAAUUGUAGUGGAGUACAGUAGAAACCACGAGGUCAAGAUGUGAGGCCUGAGUAUAGAACGACUUAGGCAAUUAUAUAAUUUGCACUAGAUAAGACUUGACAUAACUCCCGUUUCCAUAAAACAUUUACACAAUUUAGCUUCGUAAAGUUAUAGGUGGUUUCAGACUACCCGACGGUUGAUUGUCAUAGUGAAAAAAAGGAAAUCAAUAAAUCACCGAGCGCUGAUGUCAUGGCGACCACGUUGCAUGGGUGACGUUGCGAUGUCUAUGUUGCAUCGGGUUGCUUCCUGGCAACUGAUUGGCUGGUGUAGUGGGAGUGAUGAUGCUAUCGCUAGCAACCGCUGCCACACCCACAUCAUUGCUAACUCUCAAGAACACCUGCAUUUCCUUAUAUUUUCCUUAGAUUUUGUAAAUACAUUUUCUCUGUCAUUUCUGACCUUGCUACAAUCGCAGCUUGCCGAAUUUACUCAGGCACCUGCUGAGUCGAGCCCUUGUGUGCUGUAUUAUACAUCACCUCUGCAUGUCCUCAAAAUGGAACGUAGGUUUUUUAAAUGAAAUGAUAAUUAAGUUAGCAAUACUAUGGCAAUUUCUGUUCAGGUAAAAGGCAAUAACUGGUGCUAGUUCUCUUGAAAGGCUAUGAGGUGUUUUGUCUGGUGGGCCCUUGAGAAUACAGUGUGGGAUCCUGGCAUCGUGUGUCAUAGAAGGGCUUGUAGGAUAAUAGGAGUCGUGGGUAUUAGGGUCACGAAUAAGAGGAGUUCUACUGUAACAAUGCAUAACCCAAAUAUUGAGAGGCCCCUGCUCGGCUCUCUGGCCCCUACAUUAAUGUAUCCAACAGAGGGCUCCUCUCUGCCAGGGUCCCCUCCUCGUGCAACAAUCGCACCGUUGUUGAUACCCGGCCCCCUCAGACGACACCGCAUGCCGCGUGGCAAUCACUGGUGAAGAUACACACUUCGUAGUAAUCGGUAAAGAUACAGAAACAUAUUUUCACGUUUACAAAAAUAGAAUGAAGGUGAUUGAAUAACAGUUGAGGGAAACUGUCAAGUUUUGACAGCCGAUAUCUUCGGCGUUCACGAUAAAUAAUGUUUUAUUUUUUUAUUUAGACUGUCCAAGCGAAACCAUCACAGGCACUUUAGGUAACAUGAUUAAGAUUUCAGCGACGUGUUCAUGGGUUCAGAGGCUGUGUUUAUAUUCACACACACACAGCUACCUCCAUGUCCAUCCCCAACGACCGCUCCCAUCAGCUUCCUGGCCGGAAGACUUAGGACAUAUAAUGUACACUUCUAAUACUAAAAUAGCAAAAGGUGCAUCCCUGCAAUUCCUCGCUCUCGCCACUGCUCCCGGAUGGCCUUAAUACUGUAUUGUAAUUUUAAGGCAAUUAUUAUUCACCCUAGGGAACGCGAGGCACCAGGCCACCUCAUCCCGAUGACAACCGCAGCCUUUAAACUAACUGUCUGUUAAGUGAACAUAGCCUUGACUUAAAGCUUUCGUGACUGCAAGAAUUCAUAUUCUUUGGGUCUUUCGGUAAAGCCACGUAGAUAGAAAAAAUAAUAAAAAUAUCACGACGUUUCGAUCGCAACACAAGCA